Messenger RNA from Falco peregrinus (peregrine falcon), 1101 nucleotides. Its product is annotated as keratin-associated protein 4-7-like. Bases 1 to 1101 code for a protein of 366 amino acids. The record is from RefSeq and is a predicted model, not a curated record. Lineage: Eukaryota; Metazoa; Chordata; Aves; Falconiformes; Falconidae. The transcript has a single exon.
AUGUGCUCUACUGGAUGUUGCUCCACCGGGUGCUGCUCCAUUGUGAAGAGCAAAACAGUGUGCUGCAGCCAGCCGUGCCAGAAGACCGUCUGCUGCGAGCCGUGCCAGAAGACCAUCUGCUGCGAGCCAUGCCAGACAAGCGUCUGCUGCAGCCCAUGCCAGCAGUCCUGCUGCUGCGACCCGUGCCAGAAGCCCUGCUGUGACCCGUGCCAGAAGCCCUGCUGUGACCCGUGCCAGACAACUGUCUGCUGUGACCCGUGCCAGAAGCCCUGCUGCGACCCAUGCCAGAAGCCCUGCUGUGACCCAUGCCAGCAGUCUGUCUGCUGCGACCCGUGCCAGAAGCCCUGCUGUGACCCGUGCCAGAAGCCCUGCUGUGACCCGUGCCAGACAACUGUCUGCUGCGACCCGUGCCAGAAGCCCUGCUGCGACCCAUGCCAGAAGCCCUGCUGCGACCCAUGCCAGACAACUGUCUGCUGCGACCCGUGCCAGAAGCCCUGCUGCGACCCAUGCCAGAAGCCCUGCUGCGACCCGUGCCAGACAACUGUCUGCUGCGACCCGUGCCAGAAGCCCUGCUGCGACCCAUGCCAGAAGCCCUGCUGUGACCCGUGCCAGACAACUGUCUGCUGUGACCCGUGCCAGAAGCCCUGCUGUGACCCGUGCCAGACAACUGUCUGCUGCGACCCGUGCCAGAAGCCCUGCUGUGACCCGUGCCAGCAGUCUGUCUGCUGCGACCCGUGCCAGAAGCCCUGCUGUGACCCAUGCCAGCAGUCCUGCUGUGACCCAUGCCAGAAGCCCUGCUGUGACCCAUGCCAGCAGUCUGUCUGCUGUGACCCGUGCCAGCAGUCCUGCUGUGACCCGUGCCAGCAGCCCGUCUGCUGUACCAAGGUGUGCCAGCCAUCCGUCUGCUGCUGUGGCCAGCGACCCUGCUGCUGCUGUGGCUGCCGUCCCUGCUGCUGCUCUGGAUGUCAGUCUUGCUGCUCCUACGUGGUGAAGAAGAAGCCCGUCAUGGUGUGCUGCAGCCCCGUGCAGUGCUGCUCUCCCAUGAGGAAGUAUUGCAUCCCCAUCCAGCAGUGCUGCGCCGCAAUCAAGAAGCGCUGCUGA